This is a messenger RNA of Spodoptera frugiperda (fall armyworm), 3156 nucleotides long. RefSeq lists its product as uncharacterized. The record is from RefSeq and is a predicted model, not a curated record. Bases 1377 to 2879 code for a protein of 500 amino acids. NCBI's taxonomy places the organism in Eukaryota, Metazoa, Arthropoda, Insecta, Lepidoptera, Noctuidae. Gene Ontology annotation, molecular function: nucleic acid binding. The transcript has a single exon. Gene Ontology annotation, biological process: DNA integration.
UCGCACUUCUUCUGGUGUUUCUGUAAACAAUUUACAAAUGGUGGGACCAGUAGUGCAAGAUCCAUUAUUUAAUAUAUUAAUUCGUUUCAGACAGCAUAAGUAUGUCCUGACAGGAGACAUAGAGAAAAUGUUUCGCUCAGUGCUUCUCAGAGAGUCUGAUCGCAAUCUUCAACUUAUACUGUGGCGGGAUAGUGAGGAUAAGCCUUUAAGGACACUUCGUUUAAACACCGUUACUUACGGCUUCGCUAGUGCUUCCUUUCUUACUACUCGUUCUCUUUGGCAGAUAGGCGAAGAAUGUUCAGAUCAGAAGAUCAAAACUAUAAUUCAAAGUGAUCUAUAUUGCGAUGACCUACUUACCGGUGCAAGCAGCGAGGAAGAGUUGCGUCACAUUCUUCUUUCAGUCUCUUCCGAGUUGGAAAAAGGAUGUUUUCAUCUACGCAAAUAUCGGUCAAACUUACCCAAGUUACUCGCGGACUCCGUUGACCUGGAAAGUGGUAAUCUUAUGAUUAGUAAUGCAACUAGCACGCUAGGAAUAGGUUGGACGCCGUCUUCCGACGAAUUUCACUUUCAGCAUAAUGUUUCGGCUUCUGAAAAUGUCACAAAGAGAACUAUACUUUCCUCAACAUUUAAAAUAUUUGAUCCUCUUGGUCUUCUGUCUAUUUUCACAAUCAAACCUAAAAUAAUACUACAAGAGUUAUGGAGUCAUAAAAUGGAUUGGGAUGAACCAGUUCCUCCAGAAAUAAGGAAUUCCUGGUUAAAGUUUUCUACUAAAUCCUCAUGUUUGUCUUCUUUAAAAAUUCCUAGAUGUAUUUUAAUUGAUAACGCAUCUUUUGUACAGAUACAUUGUUUCUGUGACGCUUCGCAGCGGGCUUUUGGCAGCUGUAUUUAUCUGAGGUCUAUUUCUGCUAGUGGCGUUGUACAGGUCAACCUAGUAUGUGCAAAAUCGCGGGUUGCACCUAUCAAACCCACGACAAUACCACGGCUCGAACUCUGCGCUGCCCUAUUAGGAGCCCAACUAACUGCUACAGUUUUAGCCGCAUUACGUUGCCCUAUUGAGCGUCAAGUGUAUUGGACAGACUCUAAAGUUGUGUUAGGUUGGCUUAACUCUAAUAAAACCAAAACGUUUGUUGCCCACAGGGUAGCUGCUAUAAAUGAACUAUCAAACCCUUCAGACUGGCGUUAUGUUCCCACUUCUGUCAACCCGGCUGACCUAGUCUCGCGUGGUGUCGAUCCGGACCAAACAGAUCUCUCUAUAUGGUGGAACGGUCCAUCGUUCCUUUUGGAAUCCGAAGAUUCCUGGCCCGCCUAUACUGCGGACUCUAUAGAGUUGCCAGAGCUUAAGACCCAUCACACUUUAGGGGGAGGAUGCAUCUUCCAUGCCAGAUUUGUCUGAAAAUUUAGCAAAAUAUUCUAAUUUAACCACUCUUAUUCGGGUUCUAGCUAGAGUUUUAAGGUUCGUCAAAAACUGUAGAUCAAAUAUAAAAUCAAACAGAUUACGAGGUCCACUUCAAGUUUCUGAAUUAGAAAACGCCCACAGCGUCGCUAUAAAGUUAGCCCAGAAAGAUUCCUUUCCUAUAGAAUUAGAACAGCUAGGAAAAGGUAAAUCUUUAAAUUCUAAAGCCGCGCUCGCUUCUCUUAAUCCAUUUUUAGACGAAAAUGGAAUUUUAAGAGUCGGCGGACGCAUCGAGUCAUCUUCUUAUCAGUAUGACAAACGUCAUCCUAUUUUAUUACAUGCAAAUCAUUUUUUAACAAAAUUAAUUUUCAAACAGGAGCACCUACGCUUGUUGCACGCCGGUCCUCAGCAUCUCCUGGCAUCUAUUAGAGAACGUUAUUGGCCUGUAGGAGGCAGGAAUCUAGCCAGACGUGCAGCACGCGAAUGUGUAACCUGUCGUCGAUUCAAUGCUCGCACUAUGGAUAAUAUUAUGGGAAACUUACCUGCAGAUCGCGUUGAAACUGAUUUCCCCUUCUCCACUAUAGGUACCGACUUUGCCGGCCCAUUUCUUAUAACAGACCGCAAAGGGCGCGGCUGUAAAAUAACUAAAAGUUACCUAUGUAUCUUCAUUUGCUUUCGCUACAAAUGCGUUCAUUUAGAGUUAGUCAGCGACUUAUCAAUGGAGGCAUUUUUACUUACAUUAAAAAGAUUUAUAGCUCGUAGGGGUAAACCAAAGGUCAUCUACUGCGACAAUGGUAGAAAUUUCGUUGCAGCAGCCAAGGAAAUAAAUUCUUUCCUCGAGUCUAAUAGCGACUCCAUUAAAGACUCUGCAUCUCGCGAAGGCAUUGAAUUCCGCUUCUCACCAGCAUACGCUCCUCACUUUGGUGGUCUCUGGGAAGCCGGAGUCAAGUCAGCGAAAUUCCACUUAUACAGAGUCCUAAAAAAUAUUCACUUGACUUUCGAGGAAUUGAGUUCGCUGUUUGCUCAGAUCGAGGCGAUACUUAACAGCCGUCCUUUAUGUCCUUUAAGUCCCUCUCCACAAGACCUAUCUCCGCUCACCCCGGGCCACUUUAUAAUUGGUAGGCCACUAACGUCUUUGCCAUCACCGUACCUACUGGACUAUAGCACAAAUCGUCUAGACCGUUUUCAGCGAUUGGAGCAAGCUCGUCAGCACUUUUGGAAGCGAUGGUCAACAGAGUACGUCACGGAGCUCCAGCAACGCACAAAGUGGAAGGUGCGGUGUCGAGAACUAAAGGUAGACGACCUAGUCCUCAUCAAGGAUGAUGGGACUCCUCCCCUAUGUUGGCGCCUUGGAAGAGUCUCAAAGUUAUUUCCCGGUACUGACGGUGUGCCUCGCGUCGCUGAUGUAUCCACUUCACAAGGCACCGUACGACGAGCUAUCAACAGAUUGUGUUUGCUGCCUUCACCAGAUGACUGCACGGCAUAGAAUCUUGAAAGCUUCCUCUAGAGCUUUCAAGGCCCCCGAGGAUGUCUGCGACACAUUCAUUCAUCGAUGACACAUUCAUUCAUCCACAAUAAUUAAAAUAUAUAUAAUCUGUGGCAUACAUUCACACGUUCACUCAUUUUCAUUCAUUAUUCAUUCUAUCUAGCCAACAUGGCCUCACGCUGUACGUUCCAAUAAUAUUUUAUUAUAAUUGUUUAAAAACCAGAGUAAAUGUUUUAUGGAAAACUUCAAGCUUGUUUGAUUCAUCACGAACAUUUAG